Messenger RNA from Prunus armeniaca (apricot), 1992 nucleotides. NCBI's taxonomy places the organism in Eukaryota, Viridiplantae, Streptophyta, Magnoliopsida, Rosales, Rosaceae. The record is from the annotation of a GenBank genome assembly.
AUGGUCAUGAUACAGUUCACCAUGGCAAUGGAGAUCAAAUGCUUAUUUCCUAUACGGUUUCAAAGUGAUGGUGGCAAAGAAUAUGAUAACGAGGCAUUUCGAGCACCCUGCUCCUCUUAUGGAAUUCAUCAUCGCUUUUCUUGCCCUCAUACUCCUCAACAUAAUGACCUUGCUGAACCCAAGCACCGUCACAUUGCUGACAUGUCUCGCACUCUUCUUCUCUCGACUCCCCAGCCCACUGUUGAUAGGUAUACUUCUGAUUCUGGUUCGCAUGUUGUUGUGUGUCAUCCUAUGCUUACUAGCUACCAGGCUGGUACUUUUCACCCUCGAGUUCAUACUAACGGCACCAUUCGGUAUCCUAUUCCCAGUGCUUUGUUGUCUCAUGCUUCUCUUACUCCCGAAGAACCAACUUGUUUCUCGCAGGUUGUUCAUUUUCCUGAAUGGCGUGAGGCCAUGGUUAUUGAAUUUAAUGCUCUUCUCAAGAAUCAGACAUCGGUUCUUAUUCCUCCUUCUCAGCAACAAGUGGUUGGAUGUAAGUGGGUUUUUAAGCUUAAACGGAAGUCAGAUGGGUUUAUUGAGAAGUACAAGGCUUGCCUUAUUGCUAAGGGGUUCCAUCAACAACCUGGUAUUGAUUUUGAUGAGACUUUUAGUCCUGUGGUGAAGCCCACAACAGUUCGAACCAUUCUAGCUCUGGCAGUUUCCUUUGGUUGGCCUCUUCGUCAACUGGAUGUGAAGAAUGCAUUUCUUCAUGGUUAUUUAGACAUUAUUGUUUUUAUGUCUCAACCUCCAGGGUUCGUUGACCCAACUCGCCCUACUGAUGUAUGUCGGCUUCAUAAAGCCAUUUCUGGUCUCAAGCAGGCUCCUCGUGCUUGGUUUCAGCGACAUAGUGGCUUUUUACUCCAAUUUGGGUUUGUUCAGAGUCGAGCCGAUCCCUAUUUAUUUAUCUUUGGCCAUUCUUAUGACAUUAUGGUUCUCUGCUUGUAUGUUGAAAAUAUUGCUCUGACAGGGAAUCAGCCAUUUCUCAUCUCCUCAUUUGUUCUUACACUUGGUCAAGAGUUUGAACUUACUGAUAUGGGUCCAUUCUCUUAUUUCUUGGGGAUUGAAGCCACCUCUACCAUCUCUGGCCUCCUUCUCUCACAAACCAAAUAUAUUGUUGAUCUUCUCAAACGACAUUCCAUGACUGAUUGUAAGCCUUGUAGUACUCUGAUUUGUGCAUCUCGUCAGCUAUCCUCUCUUGCUAGUGAGUUACUUUCUGAUGCAAUUGAGUAUAGGCAGCUUGUGGGCUCCCUUCAAUAUCUCACUUUCACUAAACCCGACAUGUCCUUUGAUGUUCAUCAUAUUGUUCAGUUUAUGAGCGCUCCUCGUUCUCCUCACUUGGUUGCAGCUAAGCGUAUUCUUCAUUAUUUGAAUAGCACUCUUGGUUUUAGUCUUUCCUUUAGUCGAUCUCCGAAGAGCACUCUUAGUUUUGGUCUUUCCUUUCGUCGAUCUCCGAGCCCCUUUACUCUUCGUGGUUUCUCUGGUUCUGAUUGGGCUGGUUGUCCUGAUACUCAUUGUUCGACCACUGGUUUUUGUGUGUUUGUUGGUUCCAAUCUUAUUUCUUGGUGUGCUAAGAAACAAUUGACAGUUUCUUACUCCUUUGCUGAGGCUGAAUAUUGUUCUCUAGCUCAUGUUUGUGCAGAUACUACAUGGAUCUCUCAUCUCCUUCAUGAGUUGGCACUUCCUCCUUCUGUACCAACCUUAUUGUUGUGUGACAAUCUCGGCACUAUCUAUAUGGCUUCCAAUUCGAUGUUUCAUGCUCGCCCUAAACAUAUUGAACUCAAUUACCACUUCAUUUGGGAGCGCAUUAUCUCUGGCUCUCACCGAGUUCAAUUUGUUUCCUCUUCUGAUCAGUUCGCUGACAUCCUCACCAAGGGCCUUUCUACACAUCGUUUCCAACUCCUUCGUUCAAAUCUCGUCUCUUCCACAUCAUCAGAUUUUGGGGGGGAGUGUUAG